This is a messenger RNA of Patella vulgata (common limpet), 5215 nucleotides long. Its product is annotated as dual oxidase 1. Gene Ontology annotation, molecular function: calcium ion binding; peroxidase activity; superoxide-generating NAD(P)H oxidase activity. The transcript is spliced from 31 exons. Gene Ontology annotation, biological process: superoxide anion generation; defense response; response to oxidative stress. Gene Ontology annotation, cellular component: NADPH oxidase complex; plasma membrane. Lineage: Eukaryota; Metazoa; Mollusca; Gastropoda; Patellidae. The record is from RefSeq and is a predicted model, not a curated record. Bases 125 to 4669 code for a protein of 1514 amino acids.
AGGAAGUAAUAUAAAGACAAUAAGGCAGCCGAUAUCACCGGCUUUCAUUUAUUGAUAAUGUAAUCGUGUAUGAUGUUACUACAUCAAAAAUCAUUUGAUAUUCGUAUUAACAUUUGAGUAAGCAAUGUGCAAGUUCGCGCCAAUCUGGAUUUUGUACCCCGAAGUUGUCUUGUUGCUGUCAUUGGUUAGCUGUGACAAUAUUGAGUUACAUCCGGCUGACGGAUAUUACAAUAACCUAUUCAAUCCGGAUUGGGGCAUAACAGGUAACCAACUACGUCGAUUGACGCCACCCGACUACAGUGAUGGAGCUUACGAACCAUCCGGAAUUUCUCGACCAAAUCCACUUGUUAUUAGUGGCAUCAUACAUCGUGGCCAGAGUGGAAUGUCUACAGUUUCCAACAAAUCGGCACUUAUGGUGUUUUUCGGUCAGUUAGUAGCCGAUGAAAUAAUAAAUACAGGUAAUCCUGGCUGUCCACCGGAAUAUACUAAUAUAGAAAUACCCGAUGAUCACCUUUAUAGACAAAAAGCUACACAUAUGACGUAUGAAAGAAGUGGUUAUGAUGCAAGAACAGGUUCUUCUCCGAACAGACCCAGACAACAGACAAACAGCGUAACACCGUUUCUAGACGCUGGGUUUUUAUACGGAACGACAAAGUUCUUUACCAAUCAACUGAGAGAGUUCAGAGGAGGUCGACUUUUGGCUAAUGAUGGCACAUCAGAUUUGUUUCCCGCCAAAAACGACAUAAGGCUGAUAUUGUCUAAUCCUGCUGUACCACGUGACCACUCUCUCAAACCGUCAUCAAGAUUUUUCCGAAUUGGUAAUGCUCGAGGUCAUAUGAAUCCCUAUCUUCUGACAAUACAGAUCAUAUGGUACCGAUGGCAUAAUCAUGUAGCAAACGAUCUGUCUUCAAGAAACAGGGAGUGGAAAGAUGAGCGAUUAUUCUAUGAGACCAAGAAAAGAGUUACUGCACACUUCCAGAAAAUUGUAAUGGAAGAAUGGCUACCAUCAUUGUUACCGCAAGGCAAUAUCCCACCAUAUGAUGAUUACAAGAAUUCUGUUCAUCCUGGUGCUAGUCAAGAAUUCCAGACAGCAAUAGAAGCUUAUAUUAGCACCAUGUUACCUGGUGGGGUUUGGACUUUAGGUGAAAAUUGUGCAAGAAUAAAUACAACAAGUCAGGAUCCUGAUAGUGACAGACAGGUAGAAGCUGUUAGACUAUGUAAUACCUAUUGGGAUUCACAGGAUUUGGUUCCGACCAAUUUUGAUUCUCUAUUACGGGGUAUGUUGUAUACAAAAGCCGAACAAGAAGAUACCACAAUAGUGCCUGAUGUUAGAGAAUAUUAUCCUGGACCAUAUGAGUUUUCUAGGCGUGAUCAAGCAGCCGUAUUAAUUCAACAGGGCAGAGAUCACGGAUUAUCAGAUUAUAACACAAUAAGACAAGGUUUAGGACUUCAGGCCAUUACAAGUUGGGAAAACUUUAAUACUAGUCAAGAGAUUAUAGAUAAAUUAAGACAGGUAUAUGGUAAUAAUACUAGUAAUCUAGAUUUAUUUACUGGUGGUUUAGUAGAGUUCAGUCCAUCAGGACCAGGUGAAGUGUUUCAGCGGAUAUUGGUAGAUCAGUUUACUCGUAUCCGAGAUGGAGAUAGAUUUUGGUAUGAGAAAAAAGGUUUUUUCACAGAAGCUGAAUUAGAAGAAAUAAGGGCUAUAACAUUUGCUAAUAUACUGAGAAAUGUGACAGAUGUUUCACCAAUAUUUAACAAUGUCUUUAAAUGUCAAGGUCUGGGAAGCUGUGUUUGUGCUGAUCCACCAAAUGUAGACAACAACAACAAUACAAGGUUUGACGUCUGCUCAGAACUACAAACUUAUGAUUAUUUUACUGGCAGUGAAAUAAGCUUUAUUUUAUCAUUCCUGGCAAUAGGCCUGGUCAUUCCAGGCUCCAUAUUGGUUUUAAUGUUAUUGAUUAAGCGACGGCAGAAAAUGAUAACAGGCAAAUCACAACGGAUGUCAAAAAAUCACAGACAAUCUAAACCUAAUUCAUAUUUAGCCGAGGAGUGGCUUGGUCCUCAUUCUGAGAGUAGAAAAGUUAAGAUAGAACUACAGAAGGAGAGAAAAAAGAUCAAUAUAGCUAAUGGUCGUGGACAAAGCCUUCGGUUUAUAGAUCUUCGUCGAACAGAGAAAAUUCAAUUAAAAAUUUCGUAUGACAAACAGUUAAAUCUUGCCUCUGUUAGAGUACCGGGCGAUAUAGAUCUAAUUUUAAGAUUUAGUGGAUUACCAGAGAGACAGAAUUUUGUAACUGAGAUAGAAACGUUUUUAAGAGAAUUAUCAAUAGAAGUAACCAGACAAGAGCUGGCUGAAAAUGUUAUAAUAUCUACAUCAAAUAACAGAGACGACAGACAAAAAAUCUUAGAUGAAUUCUUCAGAAUAGUGUGUUUACAGGCACUCAAGAAAGAUCCUACAACUGAGUCCUUUACCUAUGAUGCUGAACAAGCCAGUCAAGUGAUUAAUGUAAAACUAACUCGUACAGAGUUUGCUGAUGCUCUUGGUCUUCAGCCAUCUUCUAUAUUUGUAAGAAAUAUAUUUCUACUGGGAGAUAAAGAUAACGAUGGUUUCAUGUGUUUUAGAGAAUUUUUGGACUUGUUUGCAGUAUUUGCAAGAGGUACUGCUGACGAAAAAGCCAGACUAAUGUUCAAUAUAUAUGAUGUGAGGAGAAAAGGUGUUCUUGAAAGAAGCGAUUUUAGCAAGAUGAUUAAAUCAUUAUUGGAUCUGUCCGAUGCUAAACUUGGUGAUGAUAAGGUAAAUGAAUUAAUCGAUGUAAUGUACAGAGAAGCUGGUUUAAACAGUGGAAACACCAUGACCUUUGAUGAUUUCAAAAAGGUCUUCACACUUAAAGAAUACGAAGCAACGUUUCAAUCAGCAACAAUCGGAGAACAAGGUGGAACAGUUUCUGCUCAUACAGCAGACACUACUGGAGGUAUCAGAAACAGAAGACACACUUUAAUAAAAAGUUACAAAGGUAAAAAAGAUGGCGGUAUUAAAAGCAAAAGAAACAGCAAAGUUCGAGUAAAAGUAGAGAGACCGCAGCCCGUCGGUUUUACUUAUACUGCAGAGAAGAUAUUUGCUAUAACUAAAUUUAUGGAGAUCUACAGGUUACAAAUAUUUUGGAUCUCGCUCUAUACACUUGUAACAAUUGGUAUCUUUAUAGAAAGGGCAUAUUAUUAUGGCGAGGGGCGUGAACAUGCUGGAUUAAGAAGAUUAUCAGGGGCGUGGACGACAGCUAUGAUUCGUGGAUCAGCUAGUGUUAUCAUGUUUACGUAUUCCAGUUUAUUACUCACCAUGUGUAGAAAUAUUAUAACCAGAUUACGUGAGACAUUUUUACACAGAUUUAUACCAUUUGAUUCCGCUGUCGACUUCCAUAAAUACAUCGCUGUCGUCGCCAUGAUUGCCACAAUUGUACAUAUAUUUGGUCAUGCUACCAAUCUAUAUUGUAUAGUUACCCAGCCACCACAAGAUGUCACUUGUUUAUUUAGAGAAUAUUAUAGAGGGUCUAAUGAAUUGGCCACCUUUCACUACUGGGCAUUUCAAACAAUUACAGGAUUGGCCGGGGUUUACGUAACCGUUCUAAUUUUGAUUAUGUACGUGUUUGCCACGCAGUACGCCAGAAGAAACAUCUUUACAGCUUUUUGGUUUACUCAUGGUUUUUAUAUUUUUGUUUACCCAUUGACGUUUUUACACGGCGUCGGUGUGCUGGUUCAAGCUCCCUUGUUUCCAUGGUUUUUGAUUGGUCCACUGAUUUUAUUUGUACUGGACAAAUUGGCUAGUAUUAGCCGGAAUAAAGUUGAGAUCAGAGUAAAAAAGGUCUCAAUCUUACCUUCAGAUGUUACUGAGUUAGUGUUUAAGAGACCUGCUAACUUUGACUACAAGUCUGGACAAUGGGUGCGAAUCGCUUGUCUAAAGUUAGGUAAAAGCGAAUAUCACCCUUUUACCCUCACUUCUUCACCUCACGAAGAAAAUCUCAGUCUCCAUAUCCGAGCUGUGGGACCCUGGACGAAAAAUUUAAGACAGUUGUAUGAACGAAAAAGUUUGGAAAAUAAACCGCUUCCAAUGCUUUAUGUGGAUGGACCAUUUGGAGAAGGUCACCAAGAUUGGUUUACUUUCGAUGUGGCGGUUCUUGUAGGAGGAGGAAUUGGUGUGACCCCAUUUGCAUCUAUCCUUAAAGACAUUGCCUUUAAGUCUAAAUCGGGCCUUAAAAUCAACUGUAAAAAGGUAUAUUUUGUGUGGAUAACAAGAACACAGAAACAUUUUGAAUGGUUGAUUGAUAUAAUACGUGACGUUGAAGAUCAAGAUGUUAAUGAUAUUGUGAAUGUCCAUAUCUUUGUCACACAAUUUCAACAAAAAUACGAUCUAAGGACAACCAUGUUGUACAUAUGUGAAAGAAAUUUUCAGAAAGUUGAAAAUAAAAGUUUAUUUACUGGAUUAAGGGCUGUUACUCAUUUUGGAAGACCUAAGAUGACUGAGUUUUUACAAAGUUUACAUUAUGAAUAUCCAGGGGUUGAAAGAUUUGGUGUGUUUAGUUGUGGACCAGGUCCUAUGACAAACUCAGUGCAAGCGUCAUGUACUUUACUUAACUCGGUUGAGGGUCCAACAUAUCAUCACCAUUUUGAAAACUUUUAAAUUUGUGAUAUUUAGAACAAAGACAAUUUAAGCGUUAUAUUUCAUUUGUUUCCACCCGGACCACCCGUUCAAUAUUUAUAUUUUCGUCUUAAUGCUACGUCUCCCCACGAAUGUCUCAGGCGUGUGUCCAGACACUCAAAUCUCUGAACACGCCCCCUUGUGUAUAUCCAAUUUUUAAAACCAUCUAUAUUGUAUUCAGAUAUAUUUUUGUUUCAUUACCGCAAUAAAUGGGUCUCUUGCGUGCAACCUGAGGCCAAUCUCAAAAUGGGUAUAGCAUAAUGAAAAUAUACACGGAACGCAAUACAGUUGUUAGUUUUACCGAGUAUAACAAUGCAUAACAAUACACGAAACGCAAUACAGUUCUGUUCUAAAGAACACAGUUAUGCCGAAUAUAAUUAUUCAUCAAAAUUCUUAUACUAAUGUUUACACUAUAAGCUGUAGGUGUAAUUAUAAAUAAGACUCUAAUAAAACCUAUACAGUCAACGUUGUAAAAAUGUAUACAUUAGAUUUUAUUUUUUAUAUGAUAAAUAAAUUUAUUAAAUAGUU